Athene cunicularia (burrowing owl) is the source of this 2718-nucleotide messenger RNA. It is a transcript of the gene SMIM5, whose product is annotated as small integral membrane protein 5. The record is from RefSeq and is a predicted model, not a curated record. NCBI's taxonomy places the organism in Eukaryota, Metazoa, Chordata, Aves, Strigiformes, Strigidae. The transcript has 4 exons. The coding region runs from base 775 to 1023 and encodes 82 amino acids.
CAUCUGAACUUCAACAGCCCCCUGAGACAAGACAGAGGGUAUCAGUUGUCCCCAGAAUGCAAGAAGCAAAACCCACGGCAUCGAGAGAGUAAAUGAUUUGGUCAAGGGCACGGAGCAUCAUCCCUGUCCCGUCAGUGCCAGACCGUGCUGCACCGUCCUUGCGAUUUCGUGCUCUGCCCCUUCAGAGAACACAGAAGAAAAGCUCCUUCCCCGGGGAGUCCGAAGGAAACUGGGCAACGUAAAGAAAAGUUAAUUGUUUUACCACACACCCAAACUAUCGCAAGGAGAGAAUCAAUUCAAGUCUCACUCCAAAAAGAGCUGCAAUUAAAAGGAAAAAAAGUAAAAGACCUUGCUCGGAGGAGAUGCACUGAGGAAGCGAGCAACAAGUGGUGGCACUCGGGCGCCUGCACCAGCGGCUGGCUCAGCCUGGGGAGGCUCCGCCGCCCGCCCUCCCUCUCUGGCACACAUGUAACACGAAACUUCGUAUCUCCAGGACAACCAAUAACAAAAAAAAGGCAGAGACAACAGCUGGCUGUCAGCAGCAGAGCAGAGAGGAGCCGAGCGAGGAGCGAGACACAAGCCAGGAUGAGGGGAGAGAUGACGUGAAAGUUUAAGAAGACAGAACAACAAGAGGAGGAGAAGAGUUCGUGGCGCGGCUGGGGCAGAAAUCGCAAAGCAGCAAGAGCCCUUUGAACCAGUGGGCAGUCAGAAGUGCAGUCAAGCAGAAAAACAUUUGCUUCCUCACAGCAUAAAGCCUGGAGAGGUUGAGCCAGAAUGUCAUCUGAAGGCUUUCUGAAGGAAAUGCAAACCAUUGGUGAGAAGUUUCUCCUUAAGCUCCAGAAACUGCCCAAGGCUGACCCAGUGGAGAUUGUGUCCUUUUGUGUGGUUCUUCUGUUUAUCGUUACUGUUCUGGUGCUCAUGAUCAUUGCCUGCAGUUGCUGCUGCUACAGCUGCUGUGGCUGUGACAGACAUCCUGACCACAGACGUAGGAAGAUCCAAGUCCGCCCAACUGCCCAUUCAUGAAGUACAACAAGAGGUGACACAACCUACUAUGAAGGACAUGCACGGACAUCAUGAUUCAGUCCUAUGGGAAUGCCUGCCUACACUAGCUCACUGAAAAUGGCAAUAACAAUAUUAAUUAAUAUGACUCAGAGGACCAGAAAUCACAGCAUGGAAUUCCUUCUUUCUGUGACGGCCACUACUGAGCUCCGUGGUGCUACCAGAAAGGUAAUGCUCCUUUACCAUCACUGUCUCCCUCUUCUGGGGUGGGGUGGGGGUGCCUGGACACAUGCUGCUGAGAAAACAGACAGGCUUUCCCAAUGACAGCCCUGCAGCUGGGCCAGCCAAGGACUCCCUUUGUGAGCACGGAGCCACAGAGCAAAGCAGAGAACACGGACCCUGCCACACACUAGGCAGCACCUACUCUCUUCACAAGUGGCUAAUGCCACAGGACAGUGCUGAGCGCUGCCAAAACACACCUGACAUUACGGGGAAGUCCACAUACUCAGUACAUCUUGGAUCAAGCCCAAACCUGCUCUUUUAAAAGCCAUCUACAACAGACAUUUAGUGGAGAUGUCUGCUGAAAACAACAAACCGUGGACCUACUGAGACAUGCCAGCUGAGGCUCCGAGUACAGCUGGUAACAAAUGCUUCCUGCUUUGUGUCAUUGGUGUUACAACGAUGUGAAAUUGCCAAAGAAAAAAAAUCAGAUCACGUGCAAUACCCUUUGGAAACAGAAAGACAAAGGCAAAAGGGAAAAACUCACAAAUGAUAUGUCUUAAUUUGAUUGUUCUGCUGCUAAAUGUGCUCCGUCCCUAUCCCCCAUGUGGUUCUGCUCUACUGCUUCUUGCAGGUGAGUGGUAUGUACAGAGCAUGGGAGUUCCAGAUGAACAAAUCCCUAUCCUUACUCAAGAGACCUGUCUGCCUGACUCCCUGCACUCUGUGCAGUUUAUUUUAGUGGACAUAAACAUUAUGCCUACGGUAUGUUUAUUAGCAUACACAAAGGCAUUUCAGAGGAGUCAUACAAGAUGGUAACCACCACUUCAGGGUAUACAUGCAGCUGCUGACAGCGGGCAUUGUGACAAAGCAGAGCCCAGAAAAGGCUGUAUGGCUGAAGUUAGCAAGUGCAAAUAAAUCCCUUUUUCAUGCCACAGCCACUGUGUAUGUUUGGUUUACACUUCAGUGAACUUCAGGAAAGGAUUUAUGUAAGUACCAGGCUAUGGUGCAGGCCACAACUUUCAUAACUGGGACAGCCAAACAGAAGAUCAUACUGCACCUAACUCUAAGCCAUUAGCCUUUCAGCCCCAAAUGUGAAACCAAUCACCUUUAUGAGAAGGUAUAAAAAGUUACAUGCAUAUAGAUAAGUCAUCUUCUACCCUUGUAUUCCAACUGCUAAGUGUAGAGGAGUCAAAAGGAUUACACAUGUAUAUAACAGAGCAAACAUCUAGCUAGAGAAAACAGUCAUCAAGUUUGUAACAGUGGACUUCUAAACAUUCUUAACACUUCAGAAGGGCCAAAAAAAUGAAAACUUUGUAAAGAAAACUUUCUCUGAUCCGUACACCCAAAUUAGUAAAAAGCACAUUACUUCAGUAACUUCUUAUGUAUUUAAUGCACUUUAAUUUUUGCAAAGAAACUAGAUUUAGGUAUUUGCAUUUUUGUGCGACUGCACAUUGGAAUAUAUCUGCAGCUAGUGACACAGAGAAUGGUCUAAAAAUGGAG